Rotaria sp. Silwood1 is the source of this 1161-nucleotide messenger RNA. Lineage: Eukaryota; Metazoa; Rotifera; Eurotatoria; Philodinida; Philodinidae. The record is from the annotation of a GenBank genome assembly.
AUGACUUUAACAAUUGAAAAUUUACUCGUUGAUAUUAAAGAAGAACGAAAGAAAACAAAAGUUGAUGAAGAUGAUGAUUUCAUACUCAUUCAACAAAUAAAUAAUCAAUGGCCAAAAAUAUUUGAUAUUUAUUUUUUAUCAACAACAACACGUCUUGUUCAAUCAUCAACUAGUACAACAAGUGAUGAUGAUCUUAUUUUUUAUGUAACACGUAAAUUAGUCAAUAAUUCUCAUCAUUCAUCAGCAGCGCCAGACUAUGAUUGGGAAGAAACAACAAAUCUUAAUCUUGUUCUUCAUCAAUUUGAAUAUAUAGUAACAACAGCUGUUUGUAUUAAAACAAGUAGUAGACAUUUACAAAUUAUAAAACGUUUAUCAACAAGAGUUUAUGCAAGUCCAUCACGUCGUGAUAUGGAAAAUAAAGGAACAGAAGAAAAAAUAACAUAUCCAAAUAUUUAUUUUACUGUUGAUAAUUUUGAAGAUACAUUUUGUGAAAUGGUUGUAAAUGAAGGUCAAAUCGUAUGUGUUGAAUUAGUAGCUAAAAAUCCUGUUUUAAAUGAGUUAAAAGUUUUGUUUCUUGGUUCUAUUAAAUAUGAGGCUUUAAAAAAAGUUUAUGAUCUUCGAGCUACAACAAGUACUCGUGUUGCUCAACGUAUGUCAUUAGGAAUGUAUACAAAACGACGAAUGGAAUUUGUUCGAAUGCGUGGACCGAAUGGCAAAGGUCAUGCAGAAAUGGCUGUUAGUCGAUAUCAAUCAAUGCAAUCUGAAAUAACAACUCCUGAAUCUAUUCCAACAACACCAACAACAACUACAUUUGAUGAAGAAAAUUACAAUCAACGUCGUACAGUUGAUAAUAGUUCAGUAAGUCAAUCUCUUCUACCAACAUCCAAACAACAACAACAGCAGCAAAGUUCAUCUAAUUCACCCACACCGGAAGUUGAAUCAACAGAUAUUCGACAAGAACUAUCUGAUGAUGCAAGUGGCUUUCUUGGUCGUACAUUAAGUCAUGCAAUGAAUUGGAUGCGUGGAUCAAAUUCACGUCUUAAUGAAUCUAUGAAAAAUCUUCCAUUACAAACAUGUCUUACAUAUUUAACAUUACCUUGUCAUUUAAUUGUUAAAGAUAUUCUUGAAUCGAAUUCAAUACCUAUUCUUACAGUUCAAUAA